AUGCUUGAAGCGAUAUCUACACUCCUACAACCGCCGGUAAUACGCACCGGACUCCCCCCUCACACCGUGGUUCAUUCGCCCACCUCUCGAGACAUACCUCCUGUCACUCUCACCACUGUCCCCCAUGUCGAACCCUCAACUUUUAACGAAUACCUCAGUCAGGUCGGAAUCCUGUCCGAUGCUUUCCACCGCUCGAAGCUCGAGUCUAAAGACGGCGGCGCACAAGUGUUUCGUCAAGACGGGGAGCUUGCACCGCGCGGAAAGCGGAAGGCGAGCGUUUCGAAGCGCGGCCAGCCUGCUAUGCUGUCUACGAUUCCCCCUGUGUAUUUCGAUGAAAAUUUUUGCCUCGAGAAUCCGCGCACUUUCGGCGUCGUCAGUGAGCAUGCAGAGGUUGUAAAACAGCCACCGUCCACCACCAGAGACCUUAACAAGGGCGCCAAUGGCACUGCUGCAGAUGGUAACCCGCAACCUGCUAGGAAGGCGCUUACUACCAAUGCCAUAUUGCAAGAGAAGUUAUCGUGGUACAUGGACACUAUAGAGAUUCAUCUGAUAUCUUCGAUUUCGCAAGCGUCAGCCUCCGUUUUCGCCGCGCUCGGCUCUCUUCGUGGGCUCCAGGACGAGGUGGCCAACCCUGUCGCAAAGAUCCAGAAGUUGAGGGAAGACCUCGCACAGUUGGACAAAGACAUGGUAGCCCGCGGUUGUGAGAUCGUCAGCAUGAAGCGAAGACGGAACAAUCUGGGAAAGCUGGGCGAGGCUACAAAACAGCUUCAAUGUGUCCUCAGCGGCGCCAGUCAUUGCGAGGAACUCGUCGACUCCGGCAGCUGGAGACGGCUAUACAACACAUAUCGUACGUCGAACAGCUUGCGUCUGGAACGACUGUUGCAAGGCAUCAACCAGCUUCGCCUGCGGAUCCGGGAAGGUUAUGAAGCCCGGUUGCUGAACAUCCUGUUGUGUGACUUGCGCCGACAUGUGUCCGGCGUACCGUCGGGAGAUACUCUUGCGCGCUGGGUUGAUACCGCAAAACGCUCACGGGGCUCGACAGAUGUCUCCCCAUCGAAACCCGCGUCCAUGAUGACUGCAGAAAAGCUGCGCGAAGAACUCAUCCCUGUGCUGCAGGGGCUCGGCCAGUCGCAGUAUCUGGCUGCACCAGGUACUGCGUUUCGCGAAGCUGUCAUCCGAGAGAUGAAGUCUCUUAUCCGCCAGCACCUGCAGAGCUCUACCGACGACGAUGCUGAGUCUCUCGCAUCCGCGUCCACGCUAGCAAGCAGUCCUCGUCCGUCCCAGCAGGAAAAGCAGAGCAUUCUAUCUCGCAACUUGCGUGCUCUCAACCCUGAGGACUCCGAGGCGCUCUUUGUCAGGAUCUACUGCGGGAUAGGCGAAGCAUUACGGAGGCUUAACGUACAGAUCAAGGUCCUCCUCGAUAUCACAAGCGGCAUGAAGACGACUCAAACCCUUGACAUGUCAAGCCUCCUCAUACAGGCAGUGGACAAGGCAGAGUCAGAGAUGACAAAAGUGCUGCGUGUCAGAACCGAGCAAACGAUUCGCCUUGGGUCGACCGAUUUCCUACGCUACUUUACGCUGAAUCGCUUGUUUGUCAAUGAAUGCGAGGCAGUCUCUGGACACUCUAGAGCGGCACUCAGAGGCGUCGUGAACAACCAGAUUCACGACUUUAUUCCGCUUCUGCACGUAGAGGAAAAGCAAAAGCUGGCGCAAAAGAUGGAGUCUGAAAAGUGGGAGCCCGUCGAUUUCAAGCCCCAGGACGCAUCGAUCCUGGCGCACAUCCUUCAGUCCAUGACCUCUGAUCCCCCGGCAUGGCUCAGUUACACGGACACUGGUACGGCAGGCCUGGAGACUGCUAAGCAGAACAAGACAGGCCCGACACUAGCGGUCAUCGAGGAGGAGGAGUUUAUGCUCGUUGAUUCGGCAGCAUUUGCACUUCGCGGCAUAGAGCAAUACGCAAUCCUCCUGGCAUCGAUCCCCGGCAUGGUCAACGAGAUCUCGACGGCCCUGCUCGACUACCUCAAACUGUACAACUCGCGCACACAAGAACUUAUUCUAGGUGCUGGCGCUAGAAUAACAGCUGGGCUGGCUAAUAUCAAUACCAAGCACCUUGCCCUUGCCUCGCAGUCACUGUCCUUCUUCAUUGGUCGCGCGAAAACUCAUUAUGUCGAUGAGCUUGUCGUGGAUAGCGGACCGAUGGUCUUGGAACAAGCGCUUCAGCCGGUCAUAUUCUGCCAUGCCGGAGGCUGUGAUGGAUGGUCGAAGAUCGAGUGGGACGAUGAAGACGAGGUGCAGAGGAACGUCAGCCCACACAUGGAAACGCUCACGAAAGAGGCGCUCACGCUACAACGAGUGCUGAGCAAGUACCUGCCAGCGUCGAGUAUGAGGAUGAUCGUCAGACGGGUCUUUGCCAGCUACAAGGAGCAAUGGAGCAAGGCAUUCGAAGGUGCAGCGAUACAUACCGAGGCCGGGAAAGCAAGGCUUCUGCGAGACGCGGAGCUGCUCAAAGCAAAGCUCGACAAGAUUGACGGCGCAGACGAGCUCGGCGUGCACAUGGUCAAUAUUGUCAAAGCGAAGCAACUCUUGUCACGGCCAAAGGCUAGCAGGGACGCCCCGUCCGACGAGGGCAGGCCCGCUGCAGUCAAUGAAGCUUCUAGUUCCGAAAGUGCGGCGGGAGGCUGA
This is a messenger RNA of Microsporum canis CBS 113480, 2682 nucleotides long. RefSeq lists its product as hypothetical. Lineage: Eukaryota; Fungi; Ascomycota; Eurotiomycetes; Onygenales; Arthrodermataceae. Gene Ontology annotation, biological process: retrograde transport, endosome to Golgi; Golgi to vacuole transport. Gene Ontology annotation, cellular component: GARP complex. Bases 1 to 2682 code for a protein of 893 amino acids. The transcript has 5 exons. The record is from RefSeq and is a predicted model, not a curated record. Gene Ontology annotation, molecular function: syntaxin binding.